AGCGGGAGAGAGCGCAGGAAGCAAGGUUUGGCAAGCAAGAAACCUGCGGCUAUCAGCUGGCGAGAAAUUAGGCCUCUGGCUCUGCUUUUGCGUUAGCUUAGCACGCUUUUAGCCUAUCUGCUAUGUCGGGAUGAGCUGCUUGUGGCUUGUUUUGUUCUGUGCCUGCAUGUGCCUCUGCUCUGGCUCCGCUCUGCUCUGGCACUGGCCCUGGCUCUCGAAAGUGGGUCUACGGACGCCUCACCCGGAUGGAGACCGCGCUGUGAACGCAGUACAAGAAGGAUAUGACGACAUUGUCUGUCGGAGGAAGCUCAGCGAUUCAAAUAGGAUUUAUAACAAGAAUAUAUCGACUAUCUACCAACUAUCGCCGGUCGACAACCGUAGCAGACGACUGGCGGAGAUGUGCUGGCUGCUGUGACUGGCGGCGCGCGACCCGCGGCGAGAGUUUGGCUAUGACGACAUCGGCCCUGCGCCUGCGUCAUUCGCCGCUGUGGCUGCCGAGUUGUGGCACAACUGUAGCACCACUGAUACGCUUGCGCCGAGCCGC
Myxozyma melibiosi is the source of this 544-nucleotide messenger RNA. RefSeq lists its product as uncharacterized. Bases 131 to 415 code for a protein of 94 amino acids. The transcript is spliced from 2 exons. NCBI's taxonomy places the organism in Eukaryota, Fungi, Ascomycota, Lipomycetes, Lipomycetales, Lipomycetaceae. The record is from RefSeq and is a predicted model, not a curated record.